Messenger RNA from Dendroctonus ponderosae (mountain pine beetle), 1602 nucleotides. RefSeq names its product DNA damage-binding protein 1-like. Gene Ontology annotation, cellular component: site of double-strand break; nucleus. The coding region runs from base 1 to 1587 and encodes 528 amino acids. The transcript is spliced from 7 exons. The record is from RefSeq and is a predicted model, not a curated record. Gene Ontology annotation, molecular function: protein binding. NCBI's taxonomy places the organism in Eukaryota, Metazoa, Arthropoda, Insecta, Coleoptera, Curculionidae. Gene Ontology annotation, biological process: proteasome-mediated ubiquitin-dependent protein catabolic process; DNA repair.
AUGCACCAUCCGGACUAUCAGAACAGUAAACGGUUAAAUCUGGAUACAAAAAUCCACGAGUCGAAAGGCUCGUUUUGCAUCGAUGCGCUUCUGUCGCGAAACGAAGAACGGGCUCCCAGUCCGGAAAUGACUCGCAGCACCUCCUCCACCUCCACAAGGAGUCGGAGUCCUCCGAUUUCGCCGGGUUGUGAGGAGGUUUCCACCACCGCUUUCGUCCCCAGGCCCGGACUCCUCAACCAAGCCAGCUACCUGAACUCAAACGCCCUGUAUGCGUAUCCAGGACCUCCUCAAAACUCAGCGUUUCAGUCUCUGGAUGGAGGCCUCAUGCAGAAAGUGCACAUUCCCAUGAACCCGCACAGCCAGUUCCACCAGAUCCAGAUGGAAUGGCUUGCCAGAACCGGCAUGUUCUAUCCCAGAUUGCAGGAUUUAACAGUUUUUUGGUCAUUUCAGGUCACUCCUAUAUCGGCCCGAUUGGUGACGAUUAGGGGCAAAACCCUCGUAUCCGAAUGGAGGCCGCCGACCGAGAAAAACAUCAUCAUCGUGGCCUGCAACGAGUCCCAACUGGUUGUGUCCACUGGAAAUCAGGUCUACUACUUGGAGAUUCACUCGAACGAAUUAAUUUUGAAAGGGGAAACGACGCUCGAUGUGGAAGUGUCCUGUCUGGACAUCAGCCCAUUGGCAGAUUCUUCCGUAGCCGACAUUGUUGCCGUCGGUCUGUGGACCGACAACUCUGCGCGCAUCCUGCACCUGCCCACUCUGCAAGAAGCCUACAAAGAGCUGCUUGGAGGCGAUAUAAUGCCUCGCUCUAUUCUCAUGGCCACGUUCGAGGGACACGACUAUCUUCUAUGUGCGCUGGGCGACGGCUCCAUGUACUACUUUUUGCUGCAUAGGGAAUCAGGCGUUUUGCGCGAUAAGAAGAAAGUGACUUUAGGCACGCAACCCACUGUUCUGCGGACGUUCAGAUCGCUGAACUCGACCAAUGUGUUCGCGUGCUCCGAUAGGCCCACCGUUAUCUACUCCUCCAAUCACAAGCUGGUGUUCUCCAACGUCAACUUAAAGGAAGUGAAUCAAAUGUGCUCGUUGAAUUCCGAAGCAUAUCCCGACAGUCUAGCUCUGGCCACGGCCACCUCAGUAACUAUAGGAACUAUUGAUGAAAUCCAAAAACUGCAUAUCCGAACGAUUCCGCUGCAGGAAUCGCCCCGCAGAAUUGCCUAUCAGGAAAGCACCCAGGUUUUUGGUGUGAUCACCUGCCGGAUAGACAUCCAAGAUUCCACAGGCCUGAGCCCGGUCAGACAGAGCGCCUCCACGAUGACGCAAGCUGUAACUGUGUCUAGCAACGCGUCUGGAUCUGCUGUGAACAAAUCCGGAGGAUCGAGUUCGGUUGUUGCGGGAGCGGCCGCUGAGUAUGGACAAGAGGUGGAAAUCCACAACUUGCUCAUCAUCGACCAAAACACCUUCGAAGUAUUAGCGGCGCAUCAGUUUAUGCCGCAGGAAUACGCCAUGUCGCUGAUCUCCUGCCAGCUUAGCCACGAUCCAGCUACUUAUUUUAUUGUGGGUGAGUUCGAGUUGGCUCUAACCAGUUUGUGAAAGAAUAUCGAUGUU